Messenger RNA from Macrosiphum euphorbiae (potato aphid), 321 nucleotides. Lineage: Eukaryota; Metazoa; Arthropoda; Insecta; Hemiptera; Aphididae. The record is from the annotation of a GenBank genome assembly.
AUGCCCUCUGAGAUUACAACGGAUUUUAAUAAACCUACAACACUACAACAUUAUGAAUUAGUAGUAAAAUAUAAACCUGGUAAAGAACUAUGCAUAGCUGAUACAUUAAGUAGAAUAGAAUCAAAAGGUGAUACUAUAUUUGACGACUGGGAGAAAAGAGAGGUUGAAAUAAACAUUGAGGAAGUGAACAAGUAUAAAAUAUCAAUAAGUGAAAAUAAACGUGAUCAAUUCAAGUUGGCUACAGAAUCAGAUAAAGAACUGAAUAUGUUAAAAAAUUAUGUCAUUAAAGUUUGGCCAGAAAAAAAGAGAACAAUUAAAUGA